AGCGGCGACACCGAAUUGAAAUACAUAUAUAUCCACAGCCGGCGGACUCCGGAGGCAGGAUACCCGAGGAAGGCGGACGCGGAACCCGGGGCGGGAGUUUUACGACAGCACGGAGCGGAGGGAAACACGGGAGCGUGGCAGGAGGGGGGGGACGCUCUAGCAAAUCCAACCGACACCGCACGCAGAAAUGGCGGAGCACCACGCAGCCAGCGACGGCAAGCACAAAGCGUCCACCAACGCCGGGGGCUCGGUGCACGGGAACAGCAGACCCGGCGCCGCGGGUGGAGGAGGAGGAGGAGGGGGCAAAGGAGGCCUGUCUGGCGGACUGACACAGCCAGCUGGGUGGCAGUCUUUACUCUCCUUUAGCAUUCUUUUCCUGGCCUGCCUGGCUGGAUUCAGCUCCAGACUUUUCGCGGUGAUCCGGUUCGAGAGCAUCAUCCACGAGUUUGAUCCAUGGUUCAACUACAGAUCAACACAUCAUCUCACCACCAAUGGCUUCUACGAGUUCCUCAACUGGUUCGACGAACGGGCCUGGUACCCUUUGGGCAGGAUCGUCGGAGGCACGGUGUACCCGGGGCUAAUGGUGACGGCGGGCCUCAUCCACUACGUGCUCAACUUGCUCCACAUCACCGUCCACAUCCGCGACGUGUGCGUCUUCCUGGCGCCGGUGUUCAGCGGGCUGACCGCCAUCUCCACCUUCCUGCUGACCCGGGAGCUGUGGAACCAGGGCGCGGGCCUGCUGGCGGCCUGCUUCAUCGCCAUCGUUCCCGGUUACAUCUCCCGCUCCGUCGCCGGCUCCUUUGACAACGAGGGCAUCGCCAUCUUCGCCCUGCAGUUCACCUACUACCUCUGGGUGAAGUCGGUGAAGACGGGUUCGGUAUUCUGGACCAUCGGCUGCUGUCUCUCCUACUUCUACAUGGUGUCAGCGUGGGGAGGUUACGUCUUCAUCAUCAACCUUAUUCCUCUGCAUGUGUUCGUGCUGCUGCUGAUGCAACGCUACAGCCGGAGAGUCUACAUCGCUUACAGCACCUUCUACAUCGUGGGGCUCAUCCUGUCGAUGCAGAUCCCGUUCGUCGGCUUCCAGCCAAUCAGGACCAGCGAGCACAUGGCUGCUGCCGGUGUGUUUGCGCUCCUCCAGGCCUAUGCUUUCCUGCAGUACCUGAAGGACCGGCUGACCAGACAGGAGUUCCAGACGCUGUUCUUCCUCGGGGUCUCGCUCGCCGCCUGCGUGGUCUUCCUCACCGUCAUCUAUCUCACUUACACAGGAUACAUCGCUCCGUGGAGUGGUCGCUUCUACUCUCUCUGGGACACCGGCUACGCUAAGAUCCACAUCCCCAUCAUAGCGUCUGUUUCAGAGCACCAGCCGACAACGUGGGUGUCCUUCUUCUUUGACCUCCACAUCCUGGUGUGCACCUUCCCAGCAGGCCUCUGGUUCUGCAUCAAGAACAUCAAUGAUGAGCGCGUGUUCGUGGCCCUGUACGCCAUCAGCGCCGUCUACUUCGCCGGCGUGAUGGUGCGUCUGAUGCUGACGCUGACUCCGGUGGUGUGCAUGCUCUCGGCGGUGGCUUUCUCCAGCGUCUUCGAGCACUACAUGGGAGACGACACCAAGAGGGAGAAGCCUCCCGCCGAAGACAGUAGCGACGAGGAUGACAAGAGGAACUCUGGGAAUCUCUACGACAAGGCCGGCAAGGUGCGCAAGCAUGUGUCGGAGCAGGAGAAGGCCGAGGAGGGUCUGGGGCCCAACAUCAAGUCCAUCGUCACCAUGCUCAUGCUGAUGCUGCUCAUGAUGUUUGCCGUCCACUGCACCUGGGUCACCAGCAACGCCUACUCCAGCCCCAGCGUUGUGCUCGCCUCGUACAACCACGACGGGACGCGCAACAUCCUGGAUGACUUCAGGGAGGCCUACUACUGGCUGAGGCAGAACACGGACGAGCACGCUCGCGUCAUGUCGUGGUGGGAUUACGGCUACCAGAUAGCCGGCAUGGCCAACAGGACCACGCUGGUGGACAACAACACGUGGAACAACAGCCACAUAGCGCUGGUGGGGAAAGCCAUGUCGUCCAACGAGAGCGCCGCCUACAAGAUUAUGAGGUCGCUGGACGUGGAUUACGUGCUGAUCAUCUUCGGGGGCGUGAUCGGCUACUCGGGCGACGACAUAAACAAGUUCCUGUGGAUGGUGAGGAUAGCGGAAGGAGAGCACCCGAAGGACAUCAGGGAGAGCGACUACUUCACCCCGCAGGGAGAAUUCAGAGUGGACAAGGCCGGUUCGCCGACUCUGCUCAACUGCCUCAUGUACAAGAUGUCCUAUUAUCGAUUUGGUGAAAUGCAGCUGGACUUCAGGACACCGCCGGGCUUCGACCGGACGCGCAACGCCGAGAUCGGCAACAAGGACAUCAAGUUCAAGCACCUGGAGGAGGCGUUCACUUCGGAGCACUGGCUGGUCAGGAUCUACAAGGUGAAGAACCUGGACAACAGAGAGCCGCUGGACCACAAGCUUCGCAGCGUGGUGCCCAAACAGAAGUACACCUCCAAAAAGACCGCCAAGAGGAAGCGAGGACACAUCAAGAACAAACUCGUUCUCAAGAAGGGCAGGAAACUCCAAAAAAAAUAACGGCGACAACGACGAACUCUAGGAAAACAAACAAAACGCGAAGAAACCUCUAACAACCAAUGAAGAAGAAGAAGAAGAACAGUGGGGCCGUUCACCUGGCACUUGGUCUCGAGCGCUUCUCGUUAGAGCGCCCUCAUGUGUUGAGGAAGUGUCACAUCUGGCUGCGCUCCAGAACCGUUGUCCGUUUUAUCCUGAGGACGUCUGUCUGUCUUGCUUUUUUUUCUCUCUCUCUCUCUCUCUCUCUCUCUCUCUCUCUGGUUUUUGUUUUGUUUUUUACUUGAAUGUGCGACAAGGCAUAGGGCUGCUCUACUCGGUUCGAUUCUUUUCCGUGGUAUUAUGUUAAUUAACUGCUCAUCAGUCCAGGGAUCGGGGCGGAGGAGGAAGCGAGAGGAGGAGGAACAUUUGCACCAAAGACCCAUCGACCUUGCUCCACGGCACAUGUGAACUCAUCACUGAGAGCGAGGCGUGAACGCUGAGGACUGUUCCUGACUCGUGUACAGAGGACGGUAUGCGGUAUGGAGGAACACGGCCCACCUGUAAUAUUAACCCUCCCGUCACAUCCUUUCUGUCUGCCUGGCUCCCCCCACCCUGAGUUUUCAACAGAUUCUUUAGGAAAGAAAUUGGCCUAAUGUGUAAAUAUGUGAUGUAAAGAAAAUGUCUAAAAGGAUGAUAAUAUAUUGGAUUGUUGUGGUGACUUUUAAA
Messenger RNA from Stegastes partitus (bicolor damselfish), 3313 nucleotides. RefSeq names its product STT3 oligosaccharyltransferase complex catalytic subunit B (gene stt3b). NCBI's taxonomy places the organism in Eukaryota, Metazoa, Chordata, Actinopteri, Pomacentridae. The coding region runs from base 188 to 2611 and encodes 807 amino acids. Gene Ontology annotation, cellular component: membrane. The transcript is spliced from 16 exons. Gene Ontology annotation, molecular function: dolichyl-diphosphooligosaccharide-protein glycotransferase activity. The record is from RefSeq and is a predicted model, not a curated record. Gene Ontology annotation, biological process: post-translational protein modification.